GCCCCCUGCUAACUGUACUCUUGAAGGGAACACAUGUCCAAAAUCCCACCACGUCCCCCCACCCCAGCCUACUUUCUUGUCCAUUUCUCCAGCUUGUUGGUAUCUACAAAUCAUAUGCACCAAAAUACACCACCGUACAAAAAAAACAGGUCUUUCGGACUGCUGGUCGUUCGUUGGUCUUGCGACUGUUACAGCCUUGGAACAAAACAAAAAGAAAAGUAUCCACACCACCCUCGCUGACCGUCACAUAUCAAGCCGUAAAUAGCCCUGUACAUCAUCGGCCAACGCCAACAGCAACACCCAGUCAUAGUCGCCCCUCCACGCCGCAAACGUAUUUACAUAUCCAUUAUUCCCUACUCCUGCUCGUCACCGCGGAGUCGUCCGUCACACACCCGGCCGUUUAAGUCUUCGUCUGUUGCCCUGCAGUAAGUCGCCCUUUGGUUCCCAGCCCAGUGACGUGACAUCGUGGCAUGACCAAGAGACGCAGGCAGCUAGGAAGGCAGGCAGGCAGGUUGACAUAUUGCAAGCUGACACCUCCCUGCAGCUACCGACAGGAUCCAUCACUGCCGCCGCCUCGCAGGCCACACUUUGUCCCGCGAGACCAUCUAGAGCAAUCGAGCAUCAUCUGAGCCUGUUGCCACGGAGGGCAAGCUGGCCGACCCGCUUCGGCCGCCUCGUCCGAUCUCCUGACUCCCGGGAACCACAUACCGUCACCAAGGAGCCCGGCAUUCACGGACAAGCAGGCACUUUAUAAGUCGGGCGAGGGAGUGUCAGCCUUACCAGCCAUAUUAGGUGCCUGGCCAGUCCGGUGCCGCCCCUGCACGUCUGCAAUAAUUAAAGCCGCGGAGAGUUUGCCCGUCCCGGCGCAGUUAGUGCGCACGCAGGAGCGCUAGGCUGCCGCAUCCUCCACUCCAUCGACCUGCAACCUCGCACGACACCAAGGGCCAUCGCUGCCGCUUGCCGCUUGCCGCCUUAGAAGACGGCCGGACUCUGUCGCCGGUGCGCAUCAAGGCCUGCACCAUCGACUCGGCCGGGGGAAAGCACAAAAGCCAAAAUUCAAAAGCCAAGACGACUGACAGAGAAAAAAAAACCCUCGACAGGACUGAAAGCCAAGAAGACUGACAGAGAACAAAAAAACGCUCGACAGGACCGACAGGGUGUUUAUCGUCGCGACAGGAGCCACACCGGAGUCAGUAUCUCAAACAUUCAAGAAGCUCACCCCGCAAAAAUCCCAGGCCUUUUCAGGGUCCCUCCUCCGGCCUCCGCUCCCUCUCCUCUCACUUCUCGUCGUGUUUCUGGAGCUCGGCCCGCCCAAGGUGUGGUCCGCGGUGCAGUCAGUGCUUGAAUAUUAUCACCGUCGAAAGUCUGGUACAGUGCCGUGCUGUGCCUCGCCUCCCCCCGCUCAGCUCGCCGCUCAGCUCAGCUCAGCUCAGCUCCGGUCCAGUGCGCCUGUGGUGCCGUGCAGAGCCGGCGCAGUGCAGCACGAGGCUGUCUCUCUGUUCUCUCAAAGUGGGCUCGCUGGCCGCUUGUCUGGCUGGCACCGCGCUCGUGCUGUGCGUACUUUGUCGCCCGUUUCCAGGUCCUCCCCGGUCUGGUCUCAGGUGUUUCGCAGGCUGGAUCAUCCACAUUUGCUGCCCCUUGGCACUGGAAUGCAACCUUAAGACUUCACAAAUGCAACCUUAACCUUCCCGCCCGCCUCCGUCCCCGUCAACUGCAUUGUCGCAACCCAAGCCCGACACUUUGUUUGCAUUGAUUGACCCAGCACCACCCUGCGCCCUGCCCUGUCCCUCGCAAGCCACCCCGGACGGCAGCACCGCACUACAGGACCACAUAGGAGACCACAGGCAAACUGUCCUCUGAACAAAAUCUACAAAGGUACACAGACAGAUACGGAUAACAUACUACACAUUCUACACAUCCACAUACACACGCGCGCAUACAACAAGCACGCCCCUUCGGGCAAUCCUCGCCCGCCCACGCCCACAAAGCGCAUUUGCAGCACACACUCCAACCUCCUCGCAAUCCGAGUCCUGCUCCCCCAACUUUUGCCUUCCUGCAUCAAUACUUCAAAAUCAUCUUCCUUCUCUGUACAUCUUGGUUCGCACGCACGCUUUCGCGCCCGUUGUUUCCAUUCUAAUUACGUCUUGUUGUCCUGUCUAACGUACAGCUGGUUUCUGCCGCAGGCUAUUUACCAUCCCGCACACAUUCAGCAAGAUAAUUUCCGAUUCUCGACCGCGAGGCUCCGCUCCGGAGUGACGCCCGCCAUGGACAACACCCAACCAAUUCACGGCCAGCAACCGAACCGCAACUCCAGACCCACGAACCUCUUCAAUUCCCUAUUGAAUGGCACCGCACCAGUAGGAGGAGCCGGCAGUAUAUGGACCCAGAACCCCAUGACGGAUAACCUUUCCUCGAGGGACAACUCAGGUGUUGCUGCGGCCGGCCAGCCGCUGCACUCUGCACAGCGACAGGGCGGAUCCGAGGCCACCCGGUGGCCCUCCAGCGGCCUGGGGAACUGGCCCUCCCAGGACAACGUCCAAUCUCGACCGAACGCAUCACGAAGCACUUCCCCACCGUCCGCGUUUCAGAACAACUCCAACACCUCCCCGUCCUUCAACCCAGGCCGCUUGACGAACGGGCAGAGCAACACCUUUCCCACCACCCUCGCACACGCAUCCAACGGCGUGAUCAGCCGCGGCAGUAUCUCGGGCCCGGCCGGCAGGGUCAACAGUUUCCAGUCCGGGUUCGGCGGCUUUGCACGAACCAACUCGGGGGCUUCUGCUUUUGACGAUGGCGCGGCGCCACGCGACUCGGGGCUGCCGUCGUCCAGGCAGUCCGAGAGCGAAUCGGCGGUGCAGUAUAACAACGAGGUGUCUGGGUUCCCCCAGACGAUCCCGUCACAUAGCCGGCAUGCCUCCAGACCAUCCCUCAGCGCCGCCUCCUCCUCAUACUAUCAGCAACAGCAGCCCUCGAGGUCCCAGAGCCUGAACCCACAGCUUGAUGAUGCCGCCCUGGAGGCUGCUCGCCAGUCCCUCGCGAGGAACAUGCCAAACAACUCCCCGGCCCCCCGCUUCAGCACGGUCCAGGCGAGCACACCCGCGCCGUCGCAGAUUUUCCGCUGGGGCGAUUGGACGCCCGGAAACGGUGUCGGCCAGACCUUCCCCCAGGGAUCCAGGCGGGAGUCGUUGGCAAUGAGCGUCAACCAGUCCGCCAUGAACAGCCCGAGGGCUUUCAGUAACGCCAGGCCUGCCGAGCCAUGGGCUAGUCCGGCCACGGCUGUGGACCUAGACGCCCUCAGCGGGCUCCAGCGAUCGCAGGGCCAGCUGGCAAGGCUGCCCAACCAGCUGCCAUAUGCCGACCCCUCCCCGUACGGCCAGAUGAGCCAGAGCCAGCUCUCCGAGCUGCAGGCCCAGGCGCAACUAAUGCAAUCGGUAUAUCUCCAGAAUUACACCAUGCAAGCACAACCAUACUACGCUGCUCCUACUGGCCCGGCCGCUUACGCCGGCCGACCUGGGCGCACCCAGAACCCUUUCGAGGGCUUCAAGGCAACGCCCCAGCUACUCGAGGAGUUCAAGAAGACGUCGAAAGGCGCCAAUAAGAAGUGGCAGCUCAGGGACAUUUUCGGUUUCGUGGUCGACUUUGCCGGCGACCAACAGGGGUCUCGGUUCCUCCAGGAGAAGAUUCCCAUUGCUAACAGUGACGACAAGGAGAGGGUCUUUCAGGAGAUCAUCGUGAAUGCCAACCAGAUGAUGACAGACGUGUUUGGCAACUACAUCAUCCAGAAGCUGUUCGAGUACGGGACGCUCGCGCAGAAGAAGACGCUCGCGCUUAAGAUGAAACGAAAUGUGGCGCAACUCUCCAUGAACAUCUACGGCUGUCGAUGUGUACAGGAGGCCUUCAACGUCAUCCUCGUCGAGCAGCAGGUCGAGCUGGCCAAGGAGCUCGAGCCCGAGCUGCUGAAGCUGAUGCAGGGUGUCCACUCGAACCAUGUGAUCCAGAAGAUCAUACAAAAGCUACCCAGGGAGCACAUCGACUUUGUCUACAACGGCAUCCGCGGCAAGGUCUUCAUGCUGUCGACGCACAACUACGCAUGCAGGGUGAUCCAGCGGAUGCUCGAGGAGGGCACAGAUGAUGACAAGGCCUUCAUCCUCGAGGAAUUCCUCCGCGACGCGCACAGGCUGGUGCCGGACGAAUGGGGAAACUACGUCACCCAGAUCGUCCUCAAGGUGGGAGGGCCACAGGCACGCGCCGAAAUCAUCCGUCUCUGCAUCGACCAGUUCCUGGUCUACUCCAAGCAGAAGCACGCAAGCAAUGUUAUGGAACACUGCAUCGAGCUCGGAGAGCCGGAGGAUCGGCUGGAGAUGUACAACCUGAUCAUGAACACCCGCACAGAGGACGGGAGCGGUCUGCUGCAGGCAAUGUGGAAGGACCAAUACGCCAAUUACGUUGUCCAGAAACUUUGCUUCCACCUCCGAGGUGUCGAACAGGAGACGCUCAUCAGGGAGAGCCGGCCCUACUACCUUUCGAGGAAGAAGCCCAGCCGCCCUGAUGAGAAGUGGGCGGCCUUUGAGAACCUGAUGAGCCAGUUCCGGGCCACCGCUUCGAGGCAGGGCAGUGUUAGCAGCGCCAACGGUGACCUGAACGGGGCGACGGCAUCACGACCAAGCUCCCAGUCCGACAUGAACUCGGCGAUGCCCACGCCGGCGCUCACCACGGGUGGCAAUAGCCCGCGCACCAGCUCCUCCCAGGCCACCAACGACGGGCCGGCCGACGCCGACACGCCUCAGCCGCUGAAGGACCUUCUCCACAAGUUCGGCGAGACGGGCCUGCAGGAGAGGGAAUCAGCUUAGGCGACGAAGGUGACAACGGUUCACCUAAGGGGGGGGUGUUUGUGCCUCGUCAUCUUCUUACCCCCCCAGGUCUAUAUUCCUCCUUUUCUGUACACGUCCGAGACUCAACAGGGACCGAGUGGCCGAUAAGAGUUACAAAGGCAGGCGCAUUGUCAAAAAGCAACCGGAUCGGACCGGACCAGUAUCGAAAUUCUUGUCCAUUGUUUUUUGGGGUUUGGGUCCUGGUUUAUAUUUCUGGUGGGUUUGGAAUCAUCACUAUCUUCAACGUUACCCCUGGAUACCAUGUCAUGUCUCUCAAGCAUAGGACAUUAGCGGGUUAUGAUGGGCUCAGACGAGCCGGGCACAGCGUACACAACGGACACAAGGUCGGGCAAAAAGUCCUCGGGAUGGGGUGCUUGUUUUCCUUUGGCCGUCGCCAACUCUCUUUACCUCCCCCCAUCACACUGUACUAGUUCAUGUCGUCCCACCCGACGGCGACAGACACGUCGUCUGGCGGUUGUCUCUCGCUUACCCCUAUUAGUUUUUUUGGUAUUAUUUCUGCUGUUCAUACUUUUGGCUCGGCUGGGUAUAUGGGAUAUUUUGGUCUUGUUUCCUUGGUCUGUCUCACUCUAAAGGAGAUCCGGCACAGUAAUGAGCGGGGUGAAAGACUCAGCAUAAUGGACAGGCGUUUAGUGUUCAACGGGGUACAGCGGUGUUUUUCAAAGGGGUUUCGGGCAACUAAAAAUACAGCCAGAGUUUCUGUUCUACCUGAGGUGGUCCCUUGUGAAUUGUCUGGUGUGGUGAUGUUGACCUGUGAUGCGCGAUUACUUGGUCCCGCCGGAAUCGAAACCUCGCCCACACGUCUUCCAUGGCCUGCGUCCACCGCGGCAUCGUCGGCAGCCUUGUUCUGCACCGUCUAGUGAGGCUGCCUGCCUGUCCUGCGCGCUCACGAAUGGCCUCCGGCAGCGCUGGAGCGAGGCGUCUAGAGGUCAGGCAGCCUUUUGUCUCUGCCACUGCCCCAGCACUCCUUGUGUCAUCACGAGCGAGCUCAAUGUUGGCCUUGUUCGCCACACACGAGCACCUCCUCCUCCUCUAGCGCAGGGAUGGCAUGCGCCUCCCAUCUCGGGCCCGGGGAGGGAACGCGUGGAACAGGGUUCAGGUGUGGGCCGGGAGGCUGCCACGGUCUCUUGUGGGGUGGACUGUGGGGAGUGG
This is a messenger RNA of Diaporthe batatas, 6041 nucleotides long. RefSeq lists its product as uncharacterized. Gene Ontology annotation, biological process: nuclear-transcribed mRNA catabolic process, deadenylation-dependent decay. The transcript is spliced from 8 exons. Lineage: Eukaryota; Fungi; Ascomycota; Sordariomycetes; Diaporthales; Diaporthaceae. The record is from RefSeq and is a predicted model, not a curated record. Gene Ontology annotation, cellular component: cytoplasm. The coding region runs from base 2265 to 4850 and encodes 861 amino acids. Gene Ontology annotation, molecular function: mRNA 3'-UTR binding.